Protopolystoma xenopodis is the source of this 411-nucleotide messenger RNA. The record is from the annotation of a GenBank genome assembly. NCBI's taxonomy places the organism in Eukaryota, Metazoa, Platyhelminthes, Monogenea, Polystomatidea, Polystomatidae.
AUGUUACCUCGCUCUGAUGAUGACCGUCAUAUGACGGACGUAAGCUUAGCACGUUUUUACCGGAAUCGAAGGAGAUUGCCUCGGAAACAGCUUCAGCAUGAAUAUUCCAGUAAAGCCAAUCGACAGCUGGUUAAGAUGAAUUCGCCGUCGUCUUCUGGUGGAACCGACCUUCGAAUAUAUUCAACCUAGCGAGUCGAGCAAAGCCUUCUGCAGCUCAAACCGUGGCAGCUCAAGUUAGCUCAGGUCAGCGUAUCGAUCGGCCAUUCUGUCACGCGUGUUCAAUCCUGCCUUUUGUGCCUGGUUCUCUCGCAUGUCUACACUCCAAUGGGACCAGAAGUGACCAGCCACGGCCAAUUCGAGUCACCUAUUCAUCACUCUCAGUCUCUCGACUCCCUACCAGAUGCGGCCUGA